Molecule: messenger RNA, 663 nt
Organism: Dermacentor andersoni
Lineage: Eukaryota; Metazoa; Arthropoda; Arachnida; Ixodida; Ixodidae
Source: RefSeq, a predicted model, not a curated record
AUGACUGAUGGGCAGAUACGCAAAGGUGGCUCUAGGAACCUUCUGAAACACAUCUUGGAUGGCGCGAACACCAAGACCUCGCAGAGGGACGCGAUGAGCAAGCUGCUGUACGAUGCCUGCAAGACCGAAACACCGGACGAGCUCAUAGCAAGACUGACGGCCAAGUACCUACCCGUGGCGGAUGCGGCAGCGCCCAAGAACGCGACCUCGCAAUAUUCAGGUCGGCCUAACACGGAGCUUGAUGUCGACUUCACCACGGAAGUGAUCAUACAAGCGCUCAGAGAUCUCAACAGCCGAUCCGCACCGGGCCCGGAUAAGAUCACUAACAAGACCCUCCACAAUCUGGACGAGGGCGGCGCGAAACAGCUCACUGCGAUAGUCAAUGAGACGUGGCGUUCAGGCAAAGUUCCCAUAGAAUGGAAGACGGCCAAAACGGUCUUCAUACCGAAACCCGGGCUCGAUGACAUCCCUACCUUGCUCAACCUGGCCAUGAUAGGACUGUCCAGGCAACUGACUCGCAUCGAGAACCUCCAACACACCUUCUAUACAGAUGACGUGACCAUGUGGGUGACAAGGGGAAGCGAACGACAAAUCGAGCACACUCUACAAGAUGCGAUCCGAACCACUGAGGAGUACCUCAAACCAACAGGCCUGCGGUGCUAG